AGGAGAUUCCUCGCGGUCAAAACGCAGCCAGGUUUCCAAGAAAUCAGAUGUCGAGGAGUGUCUUGUUUACGUAAUUUGCCCAUCGUCCCCAUAGUGCUACUUUUAGAGUACAGUUCCAACAGAAUCUUAUCACCCCGUUCUACCUCACCGAAAGCGAACAACAAAAGUGAACAAAGUUUUGUGAAAGAAGGUGUAGGUGCUUCAAAGGAGUCUAUUGUUUCCGUGACGUCAGCACGGCUCGGUGUGUUUUAUCCCACCCCACGUUGGAAUCUGUGAAGAAACAAAGAGAAAGGCGGUGAAGAGAAAGACAAGCGAAACGAACAGUGCGAGAAACAAACAGAGAAAAGACGACCAACAACGGCGGAGAGCGCGAUAAAAACACUUUUUAACCGGUUACCACCGUGUGCGCUGCGUCUCGAAUCUGAAAUUCAUAAAACUUGGAUCACUUGGAUGGGAACGCGCCUUGCUUCGAGAGUUUGGAAAUCGGAAAAAGAGAAACACGGAGGAUAAUCCUGGCGGUCGACUAUCGGUGAUAAGUGUGUGCGAUUACGCGAUUUUUGUUUUGAGUUUGUCUGUGAGUCUGGCAGGUUGAGAACCAAAGAGCAAGAGACAUGUUUUCCUCGAUAAUGCAAAUGUGCGCGUCGAGCGGCCCGACGGUUGUUGCGGCAACCCGGCGGAUGCUGCUGCAGCAGCAGGGUAACCUCCCAGCGAUGGGCGGCAACCUGUGCCGCAACAUCUCGAAGAGCAGCGAGGUGAACAAUUCCGACUACAUGACGAUCCGCCCGGACAGCCAAACGCAGAAGGCUGGUCGUAGCAGCAGCUGUGACAGCAAGCAACAGAUAAGACUGAAGAAAGUGUCCAGAACACUUUCGACGCUCAACUUCUCCGUACCGGAGGCUGCCGCUCAGACGGCCGUGCCGAAGAGUGAAAGCCGUGAUUUUAUGGCCGUGUUCCCAGAUCUGGUGCGUGAUCUGACCGAGUAUGGGCGCAAGUACGACAAAAAUGUAGCCACCAAGUGGUUCGUCCGUGCGCUCCAGUACAAUGUGCCGCAGGGCAAGAAGAACCGCGGAUUGGCGUCCGUGCUUGCCUACCGGAUGCUGGCCAAGCAUGAGGAUCUCACGCCGGAGAACAUUCGCCGUGCACAGUACCUGGGCUGGUGCAUCGAGAUGCUUCAUUCGAUGUUUCUGAUGAUCGAUGACAUCAUGGAUGGGAGCGCGAUGCGCCGCGGUCAGCCGGCCUGGCACACGCUCGACGAUGUGAAGAUGGUGGCGAUCAACGACGGUAUCAUGAUCGAUGCGGCCAUUUUCUACGUGAUCAAGAAGCACUUUGGCAAUGAGCCCUACUAUGCCCGGCUGCUGGAGGAGUUCAGCGAGAUUAAGUUCAUUACGACGAUCGGCCAGAGCUUGGAUCUGCUGUCGGCCAAGAUGGACGUGACGCAGUACACGAUGGAUGUGUACAAAUCGAUCGUCUUCCACAAGACUGCCUACUACACGUUCUACCUCCCGGUCGCAAUGGCCAUGCACAUGACGGGCUACACGGAUCCGGAGAUGUUCCGUCAGGCUAAGACGAUCCUGCUGGAGAUCGGUCAGUUCUAUCAGGCGCAGGAUGAUUUCCUCGAUUGCUUCGGUGAUCCGGCCGUCAUCGGUAAGGUCGGUACCGAUAUUGCUGAGGGCAAGUGUAGCUGGUUGGCUGUGGUUGCUAUGCAACGGGCCACCGAAGAGCAGAAGGAAGUCAUGAAGGAGUGCUACGGAUCGCCAGAUCCGGACAAGAUCGCCCGUGUUAAGAAGCUGUACGAGCAGCUCGGUAUUCCGACGACAUACGCGAUCUACGAGGAAGAAUCGUACAACAUGAUCAAAACACACAUUCAACAGAUUUCGCGUGGUUUGCCACACGAACUGUUCUUCAAGAUCAUGGAGAAGAUCUACCGACGUGAAGCGUAAACGUGCGAGCGGCAUCGCAAGAUUGCAAUGGAAGGAAGGAAGAAAGGAGACAGGAGAGAGAUGUCGAGUGAAAGAGUUCUUGGUGUCAGAUUGUCGCGUAUUCGAAUCUAUUGUUUUCCUAUUCAUGUCAUUAUGUUUGAUCAUCUACUAUUAUAGGAAGUAGUCUACUACUCUAGGCACGAUCGUGUCUGCAACGCGAAUCAUCCUUCGGGCGCGAUGGAUUCGAACUUACAUUUACAAGGGGGGAUUCGAUCGAUUGAUUCCACGAUCGAUUUGGAUCAAACGAUGAUGUAGCUGCACAUUACGUCUGUCAGUAUGUGUGUGUGUGUAUGUGCACGCGUUUGUUUGAAAUGUUUUCAAAAAAUCUUUCAUAAGUGCACAGGAGUUCAAUUGUGAUCAUAAAGAGCAACGCUUUGCGUUCGUUACUUGGGCAUCACUUUUCCAGAAACAAAUAUUUCUCUUUUACAAACUCUCCAUUCUUUGAGUCUACUUAUGCAUAUCCACGUCAUAAGGGAAUAACAAAGCAAUAGCCGCGCGUAUUAAGUGCUUCUGUAACGCAAUCCGUAUCAUUUGCAAUCAUGGCAAUCAUAUGUUAAGGAGGUUUAUGUCAUACGAGAAAACCGGAUGUUCGACGCGGUAUUUAGUGUUUCGGUUUGGUUUUCUUUUGUAUUUCUUUUGUACGUAGAAGGUACGUCGAGUGAAUCACAAAAACUAAUACAGUAGCAUUUAAGAACAUCCGUAUUUCCUUUCUACUCGGCGGGGCUAAUGUAUGUACGGUUGUUUAAACCGUACGACGAAGCCUAUAUUAAGGCCAAAUGAGACGUGAAAACGACAGGACGGUACGACACACAGUAAAAAAAAAUGCUGUUUCAAGUUUGUCCAACGACAAAACUAUGUUUCAUGCAUUCGUGCGACUGUGUAAAUUCUUAGGGCUAAUCUUAUCGCUAAGAAAUUGCCGAAAUACGAAAGGAUAACAGGGGAGCACGUGUUGUAACGAACGAAGACGGUCGAAGGCAUAAAAAUAAAAUUGUAAACUUAGAAAGGGGACAGAAAAGAGAAGAAACCAGUCAAAAUGGAGAGUGUAUGCGCAAUUAAGAGUAAGCGCCAAUUGUAGGGGAUUGCAACUGUGGGUACGCAUGUUGGUUAAUCGCGAAUAAAAGAGCGAAAUGUCGUUUUUAAAAUGAAA
Anopheles darlingi is the source of this 3126-nucleotide messenger RNA. RefSeq names its product farnesyl pyrophosphate synthase (gene Fpps). NCBI's taxonomy places the organism in Eukaryota, Metazoa, Arthropoda, Insecta, Diptera, Culicidae. Gene Ontology annotation, biological process: trans, trans-farnesyl diphosphate biosynthetic process. Gene Ontology annotation, molecular function: (2E,6E)-farnesyl diphosphate synthase activity; dimethylallyltranstransferase activity. Bases 612 to 1940 code for a protein of 442 amino acids. The transcript has 5 exons. The record is from RefSeq and is a predicted model, not a curated record. Gene Ontology annotation, cellular component: cytoplasm.